This is a messenger RNA of Ananas comosus (pineapple), 3094 nucleotides long. Its product is annotated as mechanosensitive ion channel protein 10-like. Gene Ontology annotation, cellular component: plasma membrane. Lineage: Eukaryota; Viridiplantae; Streptophyta; Magnoliopsida; Poales; Bromeliaceae. Gene Ontology annotation, biological process: detection of mechanical stimulus; monoatomic anion transport; transmembrane transport. Gene Ontology annotation, molecular function: mechanosensitive monoatomic ion channel activity. The transcript is spliced from 7 exons. The coding region runs from base 212 to 2443 and encodes 743 amino acids. The record is from RefSeq and is a predicted model, not a curated record.
GUGCGCAUUGUUAAAAAGGCAAAAUCCAUUUUUUAAAUUCCUUAACGGCUACUUUUUUUUUUUCUUUUUUUUCUUUUUUUUUUUUCUCUCGCACUCCCACGCACAAUUUAGAAGCACUUCUCUAAAAAAAAAAUCUACUACUGCUUCACUCAGAAGCGCUUCUCAAGGAUUUUUUUUUUUUUUUUGGGUUUUUUUUGUCUCUUCAUUGGCCAUGGACGAUGAUGAUACUCACAAAGAGAGGAGCAUUGAGCGAAAGCAAGGCGAAGUCGUCGUCGUAAUCCAAACCGGCGCAGCAGCAGCAGCAGCAGCAAAGUCGGCGCCGACUUCUUCUGCGAAUGUCGAAGGUUUCGAGGAUUCGGCGCCGAAAUCAUCGCCCCCGCGCGUCGGAAACCCCUCCCCGGAGAUCGCCAAGGCGCCGAGCCCUAGGAAGCUCCCACGAACCCCCAAUCCCGAAACCCUAAUCCGCUGCAGAUCCAUCUCCAAGCCCAAAUCCCGCUUCGUCGAGCACCCUCCCCACUCCUCCGCGGCGGCGGCGGCCCCGACCCCGAGCUCGACCUCCCCAAACCCUAGGGCGUCCCUGGGCACCCCCAAAACGCCGUUCCUCGACGCGGACGACGAGGAAGAGGAGGACGAGGAGAUCUACAAGAAGGAGCAGCAUAUCAACGCGAAGGCGAAUCGGCGUCGGCGGUGGAGACUCGGGGCUCUGGUCGAGUGGGCGAUCCUGAUCCUCGCCAUGGGGUGCCUCAUCGCGAGCUUAACCGUGCGCAAGCUCCAGGGAUCCGUGAUCUGGGGCUUGGAGAUUUGGAAAUGGUGCUUGAUGGUGACGGUGAUCGGCUGCGGGGGGUUGGUGACGCAGUGGCUCAUCAAUUUGCUCGUCUUCAUGAUCGAAAGGAACUUCCUUUUGAAGAAGAAGGUGCUCUACUUCGUCUACGGGUUGAAGGAUAGUGUGCGAGCUUGCAUUUGGCUAGGGCUUGUGCUCCUUUCCUGGUUCCUUCUCUUCAAUGGAGGGCUCGAGAGGUCGAAGAAGACGACGAAGAUCCUCAAUUACGUCUCCCGCUUUCUCGCAUCGCUCCUGAUCGGAUCGGUAAUAUGGCUCGCGAAAACCCUUGGCAUGAAGAUAUUAGCUUCUUCUUUCCACAUGACCAAGUUUUUCGAUCGGAUCCAAGAGUCAAUUUUCCAUCAGUACGUGCUGCAGGCGCUCUCCGGGCUGCCGUUGAUGGAGAUGGCGGAGAAGGUAGGGAGAGAGAAGAGCACAGGGCAGUUAAGCUUUCGGAGCACCAGGAAGGGGAAGGCUAAAGGAGGGGAAGAACAAGCAGUGAUUGAUGUCGGGAAGCUUCAUAAGAUGGAUCAGGAGAAGGUCUCGGCUUGGACAAUGAAGGGCCUAAUCAAUGUGAUCAGGACUUCAGAGCUCACUACAAUCUCGAACACAAUCGAAAACUUUGGCGAGGAAGGCUGGGAACAGAAGGAUAGGGAGAUUAAUAGUGAGUGGGAAGCGAAGGCUGCGGCUUACCGGAUUUUUAAAAAUGUCGCCAAGCCUGAUCACAAGUACAUAGAUGAAGAGGAUCUUAUGAGAUUUUUGAGCAAGGAGGAAGUGGAAUCCGUGCUUCCGAUGUUUGAAGGAGCUGCUGAGACAAGAAAGAUCAAGAAGUCAGCAUUGAAGAACUGGGUGGUGAAGGCCUACCUCGAUCGGAAGUCCCUUGCACAUUCCCUAAACGACACUAAAACCGCAGUCAGACAACUGCACAAGCUAACGACCAUCAUUGUUGUUAUUGUGAUUAUAAUUGUUAUGCUUCUUAUGAUGGGCAUUGCAACUACCCAAGUUAUCGUCGUCAUUUCGUCCCAGCUUUUGGUGGUUGUUUUCAUGUUCGGAAACACAUGCAAGACUACAUUUGAAGCCAUCAUUUUCGUCUUCAUUAUGCACCCUUUCGAUGUCGGCGAUCGUUGCGUCGUUGAUGGAGUACAGAUGACUGUGGAAGAAAUGAAUAUUCUGACGACCGUUUUUCUGAGAUACGACAACGAGAAGAUAUAUUAUCCGAAUGCUGUCUUGUCGACAAAACCAAUCAGCAACUUCUACCGGAGCCCGAAUAUGAGCGAUUCCGUUGGAUUCGCCGUCGACAUUUCGACUUCUGUGGAAAGCAUUGCGACUCUGAAAUCCAAAAUAAAAGCUUAUAUCGAGAGUAAGCCCACCCAUUGGCAGCCGAACCACAGCAUAGUGGUGAAGGACAUUGUGAAUGUUAACAAGAUGAACAUGGCUUUGUAUGUUCAGCACACCAUCAACUUCCAAAACAUCAGCGAGAAGAACGGCAGGCGAUCGGAUCUCGUCCUCGAGCUCAAGAAGAUCUUCGAAGAGCUCUCGAUCCAAUGUCACCUCCCUCCUCACCAAGUUCAGCUUAGCCACGUCGGCUCCAACCCGCUACCUUUAGCGAUCAGUCAAGCCAUUUAGGCUCGUUCGAAGUCUUUGUCCGGUCGAUGAUUCUGCGUCGACUUUUGUUUACUUUAGCAAGUUUAGCGGGAUAUUGCUGUAAGAAUGAGCCUCCCGUUGAUGUUUAGCGUGGGUAGUGGUUGGGGAACCAGAAACUUGGAGGGCGAUCGUCCACAACUUGAGACGGUCACAUACACCGGCGGAAAAAGCUUGGAUGAGGAGCUCCUCAUUCCAGCUUACUGGACAUCUUUUAAAUUUGCUGAUUAAUCCAGUAUUAAGGAUCGGGGGUUAAAACUUUUAGAUUAGAACCAAACAUUUAAGAUUUAGGCGCGGGGUGAAUCAGAUGGGCUCACCACAUUAUCUCAACGAGAUCUCGUUGAAGAGCUCGCCAUUGAAGUUGCGCUCUCCACCAUCCUUUUGCUUUGGAAUUCGUGCUAAUGCUUUUGCUUUCGAAUUCGUGCUAAUUUAUGUGAUGGAUGGUAGCUGUAAUCGACCUAUUAAAUUUGUCUCUGGUUGGGGGAGGCUUAUGUAAUGUAAUGAUUGGUUGUUAACAAUUACUUCUGGUAGAAUGGGAGCUCAUAUUCAUGCUUAUUUUUGUGACUAAGUCCCCCCCCCCUCAUUAUUAACCAUGAAUGUGAUGACUCCAUUUGGAGAGGAGAGAGUAGUUACACA